AUGGGCGGCCGUCAAUCCGUCCCGCGUGGGCCCGACGGGCUCAACGAGACGUCACGCCCGACGCGUCCGCCGGGCUCCUUCAAGUUCAACGGCAGGACCAUGAUGGCCCCGCUGGCCGCCAUCACCAUGGCCGGCCUCCUCUUCGUCUACACUCGCACCUCGAUCCGCGCUGCAAAGCUCAACGCUCAGAAGCACCGAGAAGCAGACGGCGGCCAGAUCAGCUGGAAGAACGAGUCGCUUCGCCGCCACCACCAGACAGACCAAGUGUCGGAGUCAUCGUUGCUGAGGGAAGCCUUGUUUAGCAAGGAAAAGGUCAAGUCUAGUAGGGAAGCCCAGGCCUCUUCCGGAGACAAGUCGGCCGACGAGGAGGCCUUGGAGAGGGUCAAACUCGAGAGGCGAGGAUAG
This is a messenger RNA of Diplodia corticola, 405 nucleotides long. RefSeq lists its product as uncharacterized. The transcript is spliced from 2 exons. Lineage: Eukaryota; Fungi; Ascomycota; Dothideomycetes; Botryosphaeriales; Botryosphaeriaceae. Bases 1 to 405 code for a protein of 134 amino acids. The record is from RefSeq and is a predicted model, not a curated record.